CGGUUUGUAAUACACGCACGACGAAGCCGGGACGGUCGGGAUUUAAAAUUUGUGAACAGCUGGAAGUCGCGUUUAGUCUGCAUGCAACGGUUGUUCGUGGAUCUCGGAGUCAAUUUGUGAACUAUAAAUUGCGAAUUCUAAUUGAACAGUGCGACGGUGGUGGCGAAUUUUAAUACUGCUCGAUGCCACACUCCGCAGGGAAUGUGUCUCGGAUAACGUGACCGAAUGAAGCAUAGCAUCUUCCUGAGGAUCAUCAAUCGGGGCAAACAAGUGGUUUCGCGCCGGUACUUGAGCCUGACGACGAUGGCGAAAAGCAAAUUCGAAUACGUAAAGGACUUUGAGCGGGACGACAACUGCUUACCAAACUGCUGGAUCGUAAUUAGGAUAGACGGCAGGAAUUUCUCCAAAUUCUGCGAGACACAUCAGUUCGUCAAACCAAACGAUGGGGUUGCCCUGGAGCUGAUGAACCGUGCCGCGAUCACCGUUAUGGAAGAUUUUAAAGAGAUUAUAUUGGGUUUUGGUCAGAGCGACGAGUACUCAUUCGUCUUCCGAAAAGACACACAGCUCUAUAAACGCAGAGCGUCCAAACUGUUGUCAAAUGUAAAUUCAUUAUUCGCUUCUGCAUACGUUUAUCAUUGGCCACGCCUCUUCAAAGCCAAAGAGUUGUAUUAUCCACCUUCAUUUGACGCUCGUGUUAUAUUAUAUCCAACAGAUAAAAAUUUAAGGGAUUACCUAGCUUGGCGCCAAGCUGAUGUACAUGUUAAUAAUUUGUACAAUACUUGUUUUUGGAAUCUUAUUUUGAAAGGAAAAUUAACUUCAAAUCAGGCGGAAGAAAAGCUUAGAGGUACUCUGGCAUCGCACAAAAAUGAGUUACUUUUCCAAGAAUUUGGUAUAAAUUAUAAUAACGAACCACUAUUGUUUCGGAAGGGUACAACGCUUAUUCGAAAAUUAGUACCUGACGGUACAGGAAGAUUGAAGUCUGCCGUGGUUGCCUUGAUAGACGAUAUUAUCGGUGAUCGCUUUUGGAAAGAGAAUCCCGAAGUAAUUGGUUUGAAAAGCUUAGCGACCUAUCAACCACCAAACCUGGCGAAUAGCGUUAAAAAUACAAUGUCUGCACCUACACCUCCUUCGCCCACCACGAUAAAACACGGGAACAAUGUCCCACCAUCUUCACAAGUGAUUAAUAUGAAUUCGAUAAAAGAAGAAGUACAUCCCAACAGAAAUAGAGAGACGGAUGGAGAUCGAAUGCAAUGUGAAAAUGAGCGCAUUUUAAGAUAUAUUGUGUUGUGAUUUUCCUAAAAGAAAAGGUUUUGCAAACGGAUGGAAGACUGCUGCAGAGAUGGGUUUCCUUUUCAUUCUUGGGAAACAAUUAUUAUAUUUCUAAAUGUAAGAUAUAUAUAAGAUAUAUAUUUGAAAAGUAGAUAUAAAUAUGAGCUGCCAAACGAAUUCAUUGCUGAAUUCAAUCACGAAUUUAAACAAUGUGACAUAACCUCAUGGAAUGUAUCUAUAAAAAUAUGUAAAACUAUCUUGUUAGAAGACGAUUCAAAGUAGCUUUUAGACCAAAAAUAAAUUUAUUAGUAUAAUAGUUUUUUUUUUAACUCUAGCCUAGUGAUGAAAAGAUUAUGACAAUAUGCGUACACAUGAUGGAUAGUGAAAUCAAAUAAUGCAUUAUGCGACAAUUGUUAAUCAUACAGAAUACAAUAUAUUUUUAUUACUUUAUAUUACAUUGUGAAAUAUAUCAAUAAUUACAACAUAAUAACAUAUGGAUAAUAUGUGAAACUGAUUUACAUUGACGAUUACAAUAAAAUACACUAUGUACACACACAGA
Molecule: messenger RNA, 1828 nt
Organism: Linepithema humile (Argentine ant)
Lineage: Eukaryota; Metazoa; Arthropoda; Insecta; Hymenoptera; Formicidae
Gene: THG
Product: tRNA-histidine guanylyltransferase
Biological process (GO): tRNA modification
Molecular function (GO): magnesium ion binding; tRNA guanylyltransferase activity
Source: RefSeq, a predicted model, not a curated record